Saccostrea cuccullata (small rock oyster) is the source of this 387-nucleotide messenger RNA. RefSeq lists its product as uncharacterized. Lineage: Eukaryota; Metazoa; Mollusca; Bivalvia; Ostreida; Ostreidae. The transcript is spliced from 3 exons. Bases 4 to 366 code for a protein of 120 amino acids. The record is from RefSeq and is a predicted model, not a curated record.
AUCAUGACAACAAUUACCAAAGCCCAUAUUGCUGAAGUAAAGUCCCUCGCCAAACCUCCACAACUUGUGAUAAAUAGUCUUGAAGCUGUCUUUCUGCUACUUGGAUACUCUUUUGCUGAAUCUGGGAACUUCGAUUUAACGAAGAAGCUUUUAGCAAAAACCCCGGAAAUCAUUUUGAGUGAGUUGAAUGAAUUUCAAGCUGGAAAAUGUGAUCCAGCAUCAGUAACAAGAGCCAAGAUUUUACUCACAGAUGUAACAGUCGAGAAGGUCAAAGAAGCCAAUUUUGCUGCAUCCCACUUUGUAAAUUGGGCGCUAAAAGCUUUGGAGGAGUGCGAGGCCGCCGGAAAACUUCAGAACACUACUUGAUGCGUCAUCAGUAAACAUACA